AACCUUUCAUAAUGAAGUAUUGACCAAAAGAACUCCGUGGGAGUCUUGAGAUUUUGUGCGCACGAUGUCGUUUCCAGGUCAACCGUUUCUUACUCCGCCGGAGAACCUCGUCCAGCCUACGAAUGAGGGUCCAGCAGCCCCGCUCCGCAAUCUCUCGAUGGUCCGAACAAGAAUGGAUUCGCUGCAAAGCUUCCUCACCGAAUCAAUCCACGCCAACGCUCUAAUCAGCAAGGACCAGAUGGACAUGGUCUCCGCCGGCAUCGCUUCCGCCAUCCACGAAAUCAUCUCAAACGGUGCCGCUCUGUUGGCUUUCUCUCAGAACCCGAUACCCUCAUCGGGCCCGACCCGAACACACUCCGCUAAAAUCGAGGCUUCCGAGGUCAAGAAAGAGAUGGAAGUGAACGAUUGCGGAAAGGAUGACGCAGACGGCGGCGAGAUUGUGGAGGUGGACGCGAUGGAGCUGCUGGCGGAGCACAUCCAUUAUUGCGAGAUUUGCGGGAAGGGUUUCAAGCGAGAUGCGAAUUUGAGAAUGCACAUGCGGGCCCAUGGGAACCGGUUCAAGACCCCCGAGGCGUUGACCAAACCGGAUAAGACCCCGGCCGAGUUGAGCAGGAAUUCCCGGUUCUCGUGCCCGUACGUCGGGUGCAACCGGAACAAGGCGCACGGGAAGUUCCGGCCGUUGAAGUCGGUGAUUUGCGUGAAGAAUCAUUUCAAGAGAAGCCACUGCCCAAAAAUGUACUCGUGCAACCGGUGCAACAAGAGGAGCUUCUCGGUGGUGGCGGAUUUGAAGAGCCACUUGAAGCACUGCGGCGAGGCUAGGUGGCGGUGCACGUGCGGCACGAACUUCUCGAGGAAGAGCAAGCUGUUCGGGCACAUGGCGCUGUUCGAAGGGCACAUGCCGGCGGUAGAGGACGAGAAGAGUAGUGGUGGGAGUAAGGUUGUGACAGCAAUGGAGCAGGAUGAGGAGGAGGAGGAGGAGGAGGAGGACAUGACGACGUCGGCGAAGGGAAUUCCGAAUAUAUACGAGGAUAUUGAGUUUUCUGAUGAGUUGCUUGAUGGGUUUGGGUCGAUUGAUGACUAUUUUUGGAAGGAUAUGUUGACUGAUUUGUAAGAGUGAUAGCGAUGAUAACGUAAAUUACAGCUUUUGGUUUAAUUGAUUUGUUGUUUUAAUGCUUUAGAUUAUUGAGUUAUGUGUAUAUGGAUGUAAUAAUUUUUCCGAUGAGAGAUUUCACGUUUCUCUGUUGGCUUGAAUUUCUAAUAAUUUGAAGAAAUGCCCAUUUCUUGCUUAUGUUU
Messenger RNA from Pyrus x bretschneideri (Chinese white pear), 1293 nucleotides. Its product is annotated as zinc finger protein STOP1 homolog. Gene Ontology annotation, biological process: response to aluminum ion; response to acidic pH. The transcript has a single exon. The record is from RefSeq and is a predicted model, not a curated record. The coding region runs from base 65 to 1111 and encodes 348 amino acids. NCBI's taxonomy places the organism in Eukaryota, Viridiplantae, Streptophyta, Magnoliopsida, Rosales, Rosaceae.